This is a messenger RNA of Manis pentadactyla (Chinese pangolin), 2704 nucleotides long. RefSeq names its product deltex E3 ubiquitin ligase 2 (gene DTX2). Gene Ontology annotation, cellular component: nucleoplasm. NCBI's taxonomy places the organism in Eukaryota, Metazoa, Chordata, Mammalia, Pholidota, Manidae. Gene Ontology annotation, molecular function: zinc ion binding; ubiquitin protein ligase activity. Gene Ontology annotation, biological process: Notch signaling pathway; protein ubiquitination. The record is from RefSeq and is a predicted model, not a curated record. Bases 447 to 2306 code for a protein of 619 amino acids. The transcript is spliced from 12 exons.
AAGCUGCGACGGUUGAGUUUCACUCUGGCUGUCUCCUCAGAGUCGGAGGCACAGAGAGCGCGAUACUCAGGCCGAGCUGGAGCUGCAGCCCGAGCGCGGCGGUUCUCUCAGCCUGCCCCCUCGCCUUCUUUAGCCUCGAUGGGAACUCAAACAAGUCAUUCCUCCUAAGGAUCUGGUAUCUCCUUCAAGAAGUGACAGUUUGUGCCAGCUCUCCAGAGAGAAAAGGUAAGGUGUGGAAGAGACAGGAUCGAAUGAUGAUUCAGGAAGCUUAAUCUUGCACUGGUCUCUGAGGUGAACUAGAAGGAGAGACAAGAAUUGGAGAAGCCAGUAGAGAGAAUCCAUAUCAAAGUGAGAAGCAGGUCUGCAGGAAGCCCUGAGAUGAACCCGAGACUCCAGGCCAGAGUGGUCUGAAACCGUUUGAGAAAGCAGAGGACGUCCUGGAGAAGAUGGCCAUGGCCCCAAGCCCUUCACUGGCUCAGGUGUACACCAGCCCUGUGGCAGUGGCCGUGUGGGAAUGGCAGGAUGGGCUGGGCACCUGGCACCCGUACAGUGCUGCCGUGUGCAGCUACAUCGAGCAGCAGUUUGUCCAGCAGAAGGGCCAGCGCUUUGGGCUGGGAAGUCUGGCCCACAGCAUCCCCUUAGGCCAAGCUGACCCUUUGCUGGCCCCUUACAUCAUCGACCUCCCCAGCUGGACUCAGUUCCGCCAGGACACUGGCACCAUGCGGGCUGUACGCAGACACCUGUUCCCCCAGCACUCAGCACUGGGCCAGGGAGUCAUCUGGGAGUGGCUGAGUGAUGAUGGCUCCUGGACAGCCUAUGAAGCCAGCGUCUGUGACUAUUUGGAGCAGCAGGUGGCCAGGGGCAACCAGCUGGUGGACUUGGCCCCGCUUGGGUACAACUAUACCAUCAACUACGCCACCCACAAGCAGACCAAUAAGACUUCAAGCUUCUGUCGCAGUGUGCGGCGCCAAGCAGGGCUCCCUUACCCAGUGACCACCAUCAUUGCUCCACCGGGCCACACAGGAGUUGCCUGCUCUUGCCAUCAGUGCCUCAGUGGCAGUGGUACUGGCCCUGUGUCAGGCCGCUACCGCCACUCCAUGACCAACCUCCCCUCAUACCCUGUCCCCCAGCCUUCCCACAGGACUGCUAUUAUCUUUGGGGCCCACCAGGCCUUCGCCCCAUAUAGUAAGCCUACACUCUCUGGGGCUAGGUCUGCUCCAAGACUGAACACCACCAACCCCUGGGGUGGGGUGCCACCCUCCCUGGGGAGCCAGCCCCUCUACCGCGCCAGCCUCUCCCACCUGGGACUGCAGCACCAGCCCCCAGGAUCAUCCACUGCCAGUGGAGCCAGUGCCUCCUUCCCCAGCGGUCCCACCAGCAGCCCUGGGAGCAUCCCCGCCACUGUGCCCAUACAGAUGCCGAAGCCCAGCAGGGUCCAGCAAGCCCUUGCAGGCAUGACGAGUAUUCUGAUGUCAGCCAUUGGACUCCCUGUGUGUCUUAGCCGUGCACCCCAGCCUGCCAGCCCUCCCGCCUCCUGUCUGGCCUCUAAAAGUCACAGCUCAGUUAAGAGAUUGAGGAAAAUGUCCAUGAAAGGAGGAACUCCAAGGCCAGAGCCAGAGCAGGUGAUAAAAAACUAUACCGAAGAGUUGAAAACUGCCCCAGAUGAGGACUGCAUCAUCUGUAUGGAGAAGCUGUCCAUGGCAUCUGGGUACAGUGAUGUGACUGACAGCAGGACCAUUGGGCCGGUUGCUGUAGGCCGCCUUGCCAAGUGCAGCCAUACCUUCCACCUGCUCUGCCUGCUGGCCAUGUACUGCAAUGGCAACAAGGAUGGAAGUUUGCAGUGUCCUUCCUGUAAAACCAUCUAUGGAGAGAAAACCGGGACCCAGCCUCAGGGGAAGAUGGAAGUGUUCAGGUUCCAGGUGUCCCUCCCUGGCCACGAGGACUGCGGGACAAUACUCAUAGUUUACACCAUUCCUCAUGGCAUUCAGGGCCCCGAACACCCCAACCCCGGAAAGCCAUUCACUGCCAGAGGGUUUCCCCGCCAGUGCUAUCUUCCAGACAGCGUGCAGGGCCGCAAGGUCCUGGAGCUGCUCAAGGUGGCCUGGAAGAGGCGCCUUAUCUUCACAGUGGGGACGUCCAGCACCACGGGCGAGACGGACACGGUGGUGUGGAACGAGAUCCACCACAAGACCGAGAUGGACCGCAAUGUGACAGGCCACGGCUACCCCGACCCCAACUACCUGCAGAAUGUGCUGGCCGAGUUGGCCGCCCAGGGGGUGACCGAGGACUGCCUGGAGCAGCAGUGACCUGGUCUGGCUGGACCCCUCCUCACCCCACCUGUAGCCAGCUGCCCCCUCCCUCCACUGCAGCUGGGCUAUCCUGGAAUGGGCAGGUGGGAAGAUGCCUUCCUCAGAGGCUGGAAGCUGGGCUUCUCCUGCCAGCCUUUCCCCCUUCUUCCCCCCUCCAGGCCUGGGUCUGUGUAGGAAUUGGGCGAGCCUGGGGAGUUGUACUUGUGGGGGCUUAAGGUGCAGCUACCUCAGUGCAUGGGCCCUCUGUCAUCGGCAGCUGCUUUGGGCCCCCAGUGCUGGGGGCCUGGUGUGGAGUGAGGAGAGACCACCCUGUCCUCAGCCAGGGCAGGCAUAGGUUUGGGGUCAGCUUCUCAUACCUCAGAUGCUCUGUUUGCAAUAAAUGCCAUAUAACCAAA